GUCGCGUCGUCAAUUGUCUUUAAUUUAUAUUGCAAGAGCCUGUGGCGACUUCUUACGCUAAUUGUGUUUAAUUAUAUUCUAUUUGCAUGAUACCCCAAUAGAACACCAGCGCGACUUAGCCAUCCACCGCCGCAAUGCGAUUGACCGUCGAGCUCAUCCAGAACUCCAUUUCAUAUAUCAACCCUGUCAAGGAUCGCGAGCUUGAUCUCCGAGGACACAAGAUUCCCGCGAUUGAAAACUUGGGUAUUGCGAAAGACCAAGAUGCAAUCGACUUCACAGAUAACUCCAUUACCUCCCUCGGAAACUUUCCCUUCUUCCCUCGCCUUCAGACCCUCCUUCUCGCGCGAAAUCGGAUCAAGCAAAUCCAGCCGACGCUGGCGUCGUCGGUUCCCCAUCUGACCACGUUGGUCUUGACAUCGAACAACCUGACAGAAUUGGCGGAUUUGGAUCCUUUGCGGAAUUUGGCGCGGUUAGCACAUUUGACCAUACUCGACAACCCCGUUACUAGGAAAGAGAACUACCGGUAUUGGGUUAUCUGGAGAAUCCCCUCCGUUCGGUUCCUCGACUACCAGAAAGUGAAAGACGUCGAACGUACCAAAGCACAAGAACUCUUUGGCACCGCCAAGGAACCCUCUGAUCUUGCAUCUAAGAUCAUGGGCAUCAAAUCUCGCACUUUCGACCUGCCCUCGGGAGGCGCUGCAGACGAAGCACAAGGAGACAAGGCCGUCCGGGUUAAGUUGACCGACGCGGAACGGAAGCGAGUCGAGAAGAUGAUUCGGGAGGCAAAGAGUUUACAGGAGAUUACACGAUUGGAGAAGGAGCUGAACGAGGGCCGGAUACCCGGAGGGGCUUUGGAUAUGGCAGAGGCGGAGGAUGCGGACAAGAUGCAAACAUGAUGCGGUCUUGUCUUUGUUCUGUUUCUUUCUAAUUGCACAUUUGAGUCGUUAUUUGGGCUGUCUGGUUCUCGUGGCAUAUUAUCGCGUCAUCUGUAAUAUCUCUUGCUUUUAUUAGGGAUUACUCGGAGUAGUGACAAAAGCUUUAAGGCAUUUACAGUGUCUUCAUGUGCAAAGAAACCUAUACUGAAUCAAACUGUUAUCGUCAC
This is a messenger RNA of Aspergillus glaucus CBS 516.65, 1102 nucleotides long. It is a transcript of the gene lea1, whose product is annotated as U2 snRNP complex subunit LEA1. NCBI's taxonomy places the organism in Eukaryota, Fungi, Ascomycota, Eurotiomycetes, Eurotiales, Aspergillaceae. Gene Ontology annotation, molecular function: protein binding; U2 snRNA binding. Gene Ontology annotation, cellular component: U2 snRNP. The transcript is spliced from 4 exons. The record is from RefSeq and is a predicted model, not a curated record. The coding region runs from base 135 to 896 and encodes 253 amino acids. Gene Ontology annotation, biological process: mRNA splicing, via spliceosome.